Paramuricea clavata is the source of this 3316-nucleotide messenger RNA. NCBI's taxonomy places the organism in Eukaryota, Metazoa, Cnidaria, Anthozoa, Malacalcyonacea, Plexauridae. The record is from the annotation of a GenBank genome assembly.
UAGAAACCUUCACAUUGAAGGGUAUUUCGUUUCUGAUUUCAGGAAUACCCACAUCUUAAAUUAUUGCUUGCUGUCGGUGGCUGGAAUCAUGAGAAUGGAAUGGGAAAAUUCUCGGCCAUGGUGAAGACGGCCCAGAAUCGUAAGAUUUUUAUCGAUUCAUCAAUCGCAUUCCUUCGCAAAAACGGCUUCGAUGGUUACGACUUGGAUUGGGAAUAUCCAGCCGGUCGGGGAAAUUCACCCCCGGGAGAUAAACAACGAUACACCGCUCUCUGCGAUGAGCUCUUGGCCGCAUUCGAGGAAGAAGCCGCGGAGUCUGGUAAGGAGCGCUUAUUGUUGUCGGCCGCAGUUCCAGCUGGCUACAAGACCAUUGAUGCAGGCUAUGAAGUCGAUAAGAUUGCGAAGAGCCUGGAUUGGAUUAAUCUGAUGACAUAUGAUCUCCAUGGUAAAUGGGACAGAAAAACUGGACACCACACGGCCAUGCUUGGUAGCGAUAAGCUCACUGUGAGGUAUGGAUUGUACACACCACUUAUGUUUUAGUCUUUUCUUUAACGCGCUGCUCGUCACUGCUAAAUCAGAGGGUCCUGAAGGGGUAAAAUGGGAACUGGGAUUUGCUCAUUUUUGGGUGGAAAAAUGGGAUUUCAUGCACUGGGACUGGGAUUCAUCAGAAAAAACCCCAAUAGAAAAUGGGAAUGCGAUUAAGAUUUGAGCAGGACAGCCACUGAGAUGAUGGAAUUUGUGCUCUGGGACAAUGGGAUUUAGUCAAAAUUUGGGCUGGGAAAUGGGAAUACGACCCCCCUUCAGGACCCUCAAAACAAGCAUGCUACUGCAAAUGUGUGCUUAAACGGGUGAGCUAGUUUCUCCUGUACUUUGAGGGGUUUUUUGAGUAAUCGCGCGUUCUCCGCUUGUAUUCUAAAAGCUCACUCACACUCAAUGAGUGGAGGUUCAAUCUGAACUUCUCUUGAUUGCCAAUGCUGUUUUUGAAUAGCUGAAGGGUUAGUGUCGUAACUUAUUCUGUGACUAUUCAACCGAGAAUAUCAGUUAUCCAACUCACUUCAAUUUGACUGACAAUACGUACAUGUUACAGGUAUGCUGUGGAACACUGGAUGAAACUCGGUAUGCCAGCUCAAAAGAUUGCCCUUGGCAUGGCAACGUACGGACGUGCAUUCAAGCUCACCAACCCCAACAAUAACGGUCUGAAUGCCCCAAGCAAUGGGAACCCAGCACGGGGUAAAUUCACCCGUGAAGCAGGAUUCUUAGCGUACUACGAGAUCUGUAAAAUGCCGCUGACAGUGGUGAAGCAGAACGCCGCCGGAGCACCGUACGGAUAUUCUGGCAACAUGUGGGUUGGUUAUGAUACACAAGAGAGUUUGAUGAACGAUAAGGUUGGAUUAAUCAAAGAGAAAGGUACGCAUGCAAGACCAAUUUCACAAUACAGAUGGGUCUAAAUAUACUCUUUUAUGAGGGUCCUGAAGGGGGGGGGUCUCAAUCCCAUUUCCCACCUGAAAUUUUGACAAAAUCCCAGUCCCAGUUGGAUUUUUAUUAGAAAUCCCAGUCCGAGUUAUUGAAAUCCCAGUCAAUAAAAAACCCUUUAUUCAUCGGUACAAUAAACAGUCAUUUAAGUGUGUGCAAGUGGCGAACACUUUAUGAAAUAUUGGGGGAGGUUCGUGCCGAAGGCAUGGAAAAUUUUUAAAUUUGAAUCCAGGAAAUGGCAUUUGCAGCAUUCUGAGACAUGCAUAAUCAGAAAACCCAGAAUUUCGGGCGCCAGAGUAUGCCUGUUCUCAGGUAGUGCUGUGAAUAAAAUAGUUAACAACAAAAAUCAUGACCAAAGACACCAAAAACAGAUCAAAAUUGUUUUUUAAAAUACUUAAAACGUAGAAAAAUUGGGAAUCGACUCGCAUUACCUCAAUUCCAUUCCCAUUUUUGAGGACUUCAUUUCCAAUUCCCAGUGGCCAAAUCCCAGUCCCAGCAACCCAAAUCCCAUUUUCCCAGUCUAAAAAUAGAUCAAUCCCAGUUCCCAUUUUACCCCUUCACGGCCCUCUUUUAUGUGCAUGAGCCUUCUUGGCCUCGGCAACUAUCGAGGAAAGUAACUGAGAAACGUAAAUAAAAGCGCGCAUUGCAUUGUGGUUUUGGUCUAGACAAAAAUUUCAUCACAGCUUGAAAGAGCAUCACAAAAUUAGUAAUAUUCCAAAGUUUCGUUGCGAAAUGUUGUAAAAUGCGGAUAAUAUAGCCUUGCGAAAUUUGCAAUUUUCAGUCAUUUUGUAUUACGCAUGGGAAAUUAAUGCCCUAACACCCGAUUGGACUGUCAAUUUCCCAUGCGUAUUAAUACAAAAUGACUGAAAAACGGCAAAAUGGCUAGAUUAUCCUCAUUUUACAACAUUUCGCAACGAAACUUUGGAAUAUUGACUAAUUUUGUGAUGCUCUUUCAAGCUGUGAUGAAAUUUUUGUCUAGACCAAAAUUUAGUCUAUAAUGCAAAUGGUCCAUUGACAUUUCUAGUAUACAGGUUUGAAUAAUGUAAAUCAUUAUUAAAAAUUUGCAUUGCAUGACCUGUUGCUAUCAUGGCUAGCUUCGCCACUGAUGUUUUUUUACACUGAUAGUCUGGCAUGUCAAGCUUUAAUCAAAGCUCCUUGUUAAAAAGGGAAAAUUAAAAAAUUCAAUUUUUCCGUGCGCAUGAACAGGUCAAACUUGUCGAGGAAAACUUUCUCGUCUGCACGUCGCAUUAGUUAAGCCUGGCCAUUCAGACGCAAUAAGCGUUUACAUGGGAUUAAUACGAAAGAAAAGGUCCUGCACAUUAUUAUCAUAUUUAUUCGUCUUGCCUAUUUUCUAUAGGUCUUCUGGGAGCUAUGUUCUGGGCGCUUGAUUUGGACGACUUUGCGGGCAGUCAAUGCGGCGAGGGAAAAUACCCACUCCUCACAGCGGUCACACGUGCCCUAGCAGGAGGUGUACUCCCACCUACGCCACCAAGACCCAGCACCAUGCGGCCCAAACCCAGCACGAUGCCACCGCAGCCCAGCACCAUGCCACCCCAGCCAAGCACCAGACCGCCCAACCCUGGAUCAUGUCAUAGCAUCCCUCCAUACGAAAGUGAUGCGUAUGAUGCGUGGUGCAUAGCCAAUUGCGCCGCAGGAUACUGCCCAUCAACUCACUGCAAGUGUGAUUGAGCCCUGUGGACUGAACAUCUCAUUUUAAAUGUAUGCUAAUAAUAUGGUAAUAAAUAAAUGCAUUUGAAACCAUCAGAUUCUUUUAGUAAAAUCUUUGCUAAUAAAUACCAGUUUUGGGCGAUGGAUCUAAUAAAUAUCUUCCCAUGUUUUGUGACUG